CUCCCACUUUCUUCCUCAUCUCUUCCCUCUUCCUUCUCAUGCUCGUUGCAUUCUAUCCUCUUGGGUAGUCUUUGCUUCGUUGGCUCAACCUUGCUUGUCUUGUCUUGUCUUCUCUGCCCUUCAUUGCUAUCACCCUUGGUAUUUUCUGCGUGCCUUGUUUUUGUACUAUUCCAUUCUUCGAAUUCUCUUCUCGGCCGCAAUUCUCUUCUUCCCUUCUUCUCAUUCCCCUUAGACCCUUGAGAUCAAUAUAUCUUUGAGCUGAAGCCCAAGAGAAAAAUCUAAUUUAAAGCUAGACUGCGGAGACCGUGCUCUUCUCCGUCGAUCCCUUUCGGCCAUCACAAAUUUCGCCGAAACCAGACCCUCCCAAGUCGCCUAUCCCUUCUCUCCUCAGUCGUUCCGAUCCGGUCCUGCCUCACUCGGUGCUCGCUAAGCCAGCUAUCCAGUUUCAACCGCACUUACAUUGGGAGUAACGCUGCGGUCGUCGUGCCAUGGAAAUACUUUAAUCGACGGUCUUCGGAUAAAGUGCCUUGGACCCUGCGCGAGGAAACCGCCCAUCAUGGCUCGCCAUAACGUCAUGCGGGGGUCGCUGGAAUACCUUCGAAUUGGUUACCCGAUCCUGGUCCUCGUCGUGUUUGCGGCGGCCUUUGUGGCCAACUCGAUUGUGACCGCUAGGACUGCGAACCAGAAUCCGUCCGCUUCACAGACCGGUCCGGGAGGCCGUCCGCUUCCCAAGCGGUCGAGGAGCACAGUGGCCGUGGUCAAGGCUAACCAGAAGUUCUCCCAGAAUGCGAAAUUAUGCUUCAGGUUGCUCUCUGUUGUUAUUUUGGUGACGCUGGUGGCUGAGGCUGCGGUAACCGUGGCCCAUGUGAUGGUUGCCAGAUCGGAACAGUGGUGGUGUGGUCAGGCUGUAGUGAUAUACGUCGUGGGGUCCUUCUUCGACUAUGCCAUUAUCCUGGUAUCCCUGCUAGAUACAGACCCUUCACCAACGUUUGCUCAGUUCGUGCCAUGGCUAGUGGCCGCGCCCCUCGAGAUGGUGAUUCUCGCCCUUUCGGUUUCCAUAUAUUCUCGCCCGCACCACGAGCCUGCAGUCGGAGCACCCACUGGCGGAAAACUGCGAGGAGGCAUCACUUUAUGGGAAGCUGCAGGCGUUGGCUGUAACAGCAUCCGUCUUUUGGCGUUGCUGAUGCUGGUCAUGCUCUAUACAUGCAGUUCUCUCAGAUCUCCGUCUGUGGCCCGAAAAGAGGCCCGUAUGAACGGCGAUGGUCCGAACGAGACCACGGGACUUCUACGCCCCGGUACAGAGAAUGGACACGCUUAUGGAUCAACAAAUGGCGCACACGGUGACCACAAGCCAGCAGAUCCGUGGGUUCGCCCAACGACACAGCCAUCCACUAGUUGGUGGGAAUAUCUCAGCGGCUAUUCCUUGUUUUUCCCGUAUCUUUGGCCAUCCAAGUCCCGCCGUUUGCAGUUGGUGGUGCUCGUUUGCUUUUUGCUAAUUAUCCUUCAACGCGUCGUCAAUGUCCUCGUUCCUCUUCAAGUUGGGAUAAUCACCAACAAAUUAUCUAAACAGGGUGACGAAUUCCGCGUGCCAUGGUUUGAGAUCUGCUUAUACAUUCUGUUUCGGUGGCUUCAGGGCAACCAGGGGCUCAUUGGGUCUCUCCGUUCCACCCUCUGGAUCCCUGUUAGCCAGUAUUCGUACAUGGAGCUUUCAACCGCUGCUUUUGAGCAUGUCCAUGGUCUCAGCUUGGACUUCCAUCUUGGGAAGAAGACAGGUGAAGUUCUCUCGGCCCUUAGUAAGGGUAGCUCCAUCAACACCUUUUUGGAGCAAGUUACCUUCCAGGUUGUUCCAAUGCUAGUCGAUUUAUGUGUCGCCAUUGUCUAUUUCCUUGUUGCGCUAGACGCGUAUUAUGCUCUUGUCGUCACCAUUGUGACUUUCUGUUAUCUUUACGUGACUAUUCGUAUGGCUCAGUGGAGAGCGGAGAUUCGGCGACAGAUGGUUAAUUCAUCUCGUCAAGAAGAUGCGGUGAAGAAUGACUCGAUGGUCUCUUAUGAGACGGUGAAAUAUUUCAACGCGGAAGAGUAUGAGUUUGGACGAUAUCGAGGCGCAGUAUCCGACUUCCAAAGGGCCGAAUACCACGUUCUUUUCUCGCUGAACCUGAUGAACACUUCGCAGAACACCAUUUUUAUGCUCGGCCUUCUGAUCGCCUGCUUUAUUGCCGCUUAUCAAGUCUCGCUCGGACAACGGGAUGUAGGUCAGUUUGUUUCGCUUCUCACGUAUAUGGCCCAAUUGCAGGGCCCGCUCAACUUUUUCGGAACAUUCUAUCGUUCCAUUCAGUCAGCCCUGAUCAAUUCGGAGCGCUUGCUGGAAUUGUUCAGGGAACAGCCUACGGUUGUCGACCGACCCAACGCCCGACCAUUGGCGGUUUGCAAGGGAGACAUCAAAUUUGACAAUGUUGAAUUCUCCUACGACGCCCGUAAGCCGGCGUUGAACGGCCUUACAUUCCACUGCGAGCCCGGCACCACAACUGCUCUGGUCGGUGAAUCCGGUGGAGGAAAGUCGACUGUUUUCCGUCUGCUCUUCCGAUUCUACAAUUCUGAAAGAGGCCGAAUUCUGGUCGACGGGCAUGAUGUGGAAAGUAUCACCAUUGACUCCCUCCGAAGACAUAUUGGAGUGGUGCCGCAGGACACAGUUCUCUUUAAUGAGACUCUGAUGUAUAACCUGAAAUAUGCCAACCCAAGUGCUACAGACGAAGACGUCUAUGAGGCAUGUCGGGCAUCUAGUAUCCAUGAUAAAAUCAUGUCAUUCCCGGAUGGCUACAACACCAAAGUUGGUGAGCGUGGUCUGCGACUCAGUGGUGGGGAGAAACAGCGAGUGGCAAUUGCUCGGACGAUCCUUAAGAACCCGCGAAUUAUUCUCCUGGACGAAGCCACUGCGGCACUUGACACUGAGACCGAAGAGCACAUCCAGGGUGCUCUGUCUACGCUAUCCCGUGGCCGCACGAUGCUCGUCAUUGCACACCGACUGAGUACCAUCACGACGGCGGACCGCAUCCUGGUCCUGAGCGAGGGCAAGGUUACAGAAAGCGGAACACAUGAUCAACUGCUUGCAAUGAAGGGUCGGUAUGCAAGCAUGUGGCGCAAACAAAUACGCGCUCAGAAAGCUGCUGCAGAGGCUCAGGUGCUGCAAGACCGAGCCCAGCGAUUGCGCAGUGCAUCCACUUCGGCGGCCGCGGAGGAUAGCUCCAGCCAGUCCGAUGAGGAUCGGAACACUAACCGCGGUCCGAAUGCAAACCGACAAGCACAGUUCCAUCACCCAUAG
Molecule: messenger RNA, 3319 nt
Organism: Aspergillus nidulans FGSC A4
Lineage: Eukaryota; Fungi; Ascomycota; Eurotiomycetes; Eurotiales; Aspergillaceae
Gene: hmt1
Product: protein HMT1
Exons: 3
Coding region: 557-3319 (920 amino acids)
Biological process (GO): glutathione transmembrane import into vacuole; transmembrane transport; cellular detoxification of cadmium ion
Cellular component (GO): membrane; fungal-type vacuole; fungal-type vacuole membrane
Molecular function (GO): ABC-type phytochelatin transporter activity; ATP binding; ATPase-coupled transmembrane transporter activity
Source: RefSeq, a predicted model, not a curated record